AUGCCUGGAAUUGUGGUGUUCCGACGCAGAUGGUCGUUUGGAUCCGACGAUUUGGUGGUGCCUUCUAUAUUCCUGCUCACCAUCCAUUUGACUUGGACAGUAAUCUUAGGUGUCAUUACUGGGAAUUAUGAUUUUGAUCUACAUAAAGAAUGCAGUGUGGGCCUCGUGAACUUGAAAUACUAUCUUAUCGGCUACCUGAGCAUGCUGGCAGGCAACAUCAUGGUGGAAGGACUGAUAUUCUUUGUAAGCAUGAGAGGUACAAUUCUCAACCCAUCUCCGAGGCUGUGUAUGCAGUACCUUCUGUACUUCAGGUUAGCAAUCCUACUGGUAGAGCUUGCCUGGCAGAUCCUGGGUGUGAUUUGGAUGAUACAGCACUACAAUACAUGUGGUCCUGUGGUUCCAAUGAAAGCUGCUUUAGGGCUGAUUGUGUGUAACUGGGUGAUCAUGCUGACUGUAUUCGUGUCACUUUGGUGUACCUAUGACAUAGCAGGCAGAAAAUGGGUUAAGAUGAAACGCUACCAAGAGAGUAUGAAGGAAAAAUCCCAUCGGAAUAAACGGAAUAGUGGAAGACGUAAUUGGAGACAUCGGAGUAGUUUUAUGAGGCUUUUGUCUUCUUAUCACAGCAUAAGGAGGAAAGCUAUCCGGGCUUAUGAGGAAAGUUGGGAUAGGAGAUUCCGAUUUCUAUGCUGUUGUGUUGAAAGGGAUGCAACAAACAGGAACUCAAUAGCAGAGGUAGCUAAACUUUUCACAGAAUUUUUUCGCGAUCUAGAUGUCGUACCUUCAGAUGUUAUUGCAGGAUUUGUACUGCUUCGUCGCCAUCAAAAGCUUCAAAUGCACCAUGUGGUCACAGAGGGCAGUAAUGAUGUGUACCAAUACCUAUCAGGACGUGCUAUCACCCCUCAGACAGAGUUCUUACAGUUGGGCCAGCCUGAGGUUAUGGAAGACUAUAAACUUGUUGUCCAUUACAUGCGGUUUGCUUUGGCUGCCUAUGGAUGGCCAGCCUUCAUGAUGAUGAACACUGGGACUGGCCUCUGUAAAAUGCUUCCAAGCCUGCGGUGUUGUUGCUGCCAUGCCUGUGGGUCAUCCUUUCCUAAGGAUGCUGAGCUGAUUGACGAUAACUGUUGCCACUGUAACUUUGUAGCACUGCUUAAACUGAGUGGCCUGAAAGAAACUGACAUUGCCUAUGUCACCUACCAUGUAGAGAUUGGGGAGACGCCUUUCUAUGUGGCUCUGGACCAUGGGCACAAGAAGGUUGUGAUCUGUGUAAGAGGGACCCUGUCACUUCAGGAUGUGCUGACAGAUCUUAAGGCUGAUGCUGAGACAUUACCACUAGAUCCUGUUAAGGAAGAGUGGGUGGGACAUAAGGGAAUGGUUCAAGCAGCAGUGUACAUUCAGAAGAAGCUGAAGGAAGACCGUAUCUUAGCUAAAGCCUUUGGGAGGGAUCUGGUAAGAACGCAGAAAUAUGAUUUGGUAUUGGUAGGUCACUCCCUGGGAGCUGGUACGGCAUCCAUCCUUGCUAUACUGCUGCGACAAGAGUACCCUUCUCUCCACUGCUAUGCCUUUUCUCCUCCUGGGGGACUGCUCAGUGAUGUGUGUGUAGAAGAAACCAAAUCCUUCAUAACUUCUGUGGUGGUAGGAAAAGAUGUUGUUCCUCGAAUUGGGUUGUCCCAGUUGGAGGUCUUAAGAACCGAUUUAAUUAAUGUAAUAAAAAACAGUACACAGCCCAAGUGGAAAAUAAUAGCAAGAGGAUUGUGUUGUGGGUCAGAGGAUGCAGAGAGCUUUAAUAAAGAAGAUGUACAGCUGGCGUCAGAGCGUGACAACACAGCCCAUCCUCUUGACUCACAGAUAGGUCUGUCCACACAUCACCCUUUAUACCCACCUGGCAAGAUCAUCCAUGUUGUCAGGAGUCAUCCAAGAGGCAAAAAGAAACGCCUGUGUGGAUCAGGAGAACCAGUGUUCCAGGCUGUAUGGGCACACAACACCAGUUUUGAUGAAGUUCUUGUCUCCCCAACCAUGAUAAAUGAUCACAUGCCAGACAAUGUUAUGGAUGCCUUGGAGAAGGUUUUGAUAAAUGUGGCACCACCAAAACCAAAUCGGACAUUAACUGAGGCAGAGAGAAAGGCUUUUCUUCAAAAGCGCUCACCAUCAGUGGAAUCUGAAAAUUCCAACCACAAACUGAUUGUGCAGGAGGACUUCACAAUAGGUAAAACAGCUCCUGUGUGUAACCAGUUACCAUUAUACAAGCCACAGCAUCAGCCGUUACCACCUCUCUUCUCCUGGGAUCAUGCAGCAGAAGAACAUCGGUUCCUGUUAGAAAAAGACUUCCUGUAUCCAGGUGAUCCUGGAAAACAGGAGCUGUAUCUAGAUCUGGGAACAGAUACCAUAACUGCACCACUAGCCAGUCCAGAAACUUUGUCGGAAAUAUCUAGUGUCGGAAGUGCUUUGAGUCGAAUCGGCAGCUUGAACAAAGACAAUAAAAGACGUUCCAUCAUAAUUCCUCAGGUUCUGGAAACCAUCCAGCAGUCCCCAGUGAGUAAAAACAAAGUGGGAGAUUUCCCACCUGUUACAGAACCGAAACAUCUCAACGGCCAGGUGAGCAAAACACCACAGAUUGGGAAUUGUAUACAUAUUAAGACAGAUGUAAUUAUUGAAAGUCCCCCCAAAAUUCGCCAUGAAUCUGACAAAACUACAAAAGGUAUUAAUGAUUCACUUGUGCCAUUGCUUUGUGAUAGUACGGAUCAGGACAAUUGUGAUAUUGUUGGCAAUGGUUCACAUGAGUUCCAGAACAAAGUAUACAACCGACAUUCCCCAGUUGACGGCAACCAACAUGAGUAUGGCAAUCCCAACUUGCAUUACUCUGCAGGAGGAAUUGGUUACCCACACGGCACCGGUGCCUACCAUCCUCCGACGUGUAAUGUUAAUGCUGAUGGCGUCUGUACAGAAUGCAUGAAACAUUCCUUAUCUGACAUUCAUUCACCUCAAGAGGAAGAUUCUAUCAUCAAGUGCUCUCAAUCUGAAUCUCAAUUACUUCACCUGUCAGCAAGAUACGUCAUGAAACGUUCCACAGAGCAGAGAGACAUAGCUCAUCUACAGGACAGUAUGGAAGUUUUUCAAGGAGAUGCCACUUCUCAAGAGUCACAACAAACUGUUAGCUCCCAUAGGUCUCGCCUGCUUCCUAAGGGAGCUAAUCCAAUCAUGUCAGAAGGUACACAAGCAAGUACUAAUUCUCUUGAGGACGACUCGGACCGGCGCCUCUCUUCGUCACACUCGGACGAGGUUUUUGAUUUACCAUUAGAAGAAACUGAUGUAUGA
Molecule: messenger RNA, 3312 nt
Organism: Ylistrum balloti
Lineage: Eukaryota; Metazoa; Mollusca; Bivalvia; Pectinida; Pectinidae
Product: diacylglycerol lipase-alpha-like
Exons: 18
Coding region: 1-3312 (1103 amino acids)
Biological process (GO): lipid metabolic process
Cellular component (GO): postsynaptic membrane; dendrite membrane
Source: RefSeq, a predicted model, not a curated record